This is a messenger RNA of Lycium ferocissimum, 489 nucleotides long. RefSeq lists its product as uncharacterized. The transcript has 2 exons. NCBI's taxonomy places the organism in Eukaryota, Viridiplantae, Streptophyta, Magnoliopsida, Solanales, Solanaceae. The record is from RefSeq and is a predicted model, not a curated record. Bases 1 to 489 code for a protein of 162 amino acids.
AUGGAUACUCUUCAAGAAUAUGAGGAAAUAUCUGGGCAGCUGAUAAACAAGAGAAAAAGUUCUUUUUACAUGUUCAGCAAAGUUUCAAAUGAGUUGAGUCAGCAGGUUGCAGCAGUAACAGGAUUUGUGAGAGGGAAAUUUCCUUUUACAUAUCUUGGAGUACCAAUUACUCAUGUCAGGAAAAGGAAAGUGGAUUAUACUGAGUUAUUGAAGAAAGUCAAAGACAGGUUGCAAACUUGGAAAGGAAAGUUACUGUCUUAUAGUGGAAAAGCAGUGUUGAUUACAAGUGUCCUUCAAAGCGCUCUCAGCUAUAUGGUUCCCCAGUCCUGGCGUAUCAAUGAUCAUGCUGAAGAUGUUUCUGAGCUUAUUUCAAAUGGAAGAUGGGAUAUUAAAAAGCUCAUGCAGCUGUUUCCUGAAGAUAUAGUGCAGCAUAUAACACAGGAAAUUGAUAUUAAAUAUGCAUCAAAUGAAUGGGACAGAUCUUGGUAG